AUGAAGCUGAUUCCUUCAAUAUUCAAGAACAAAGAAGAAAAUAAGCAGACGUGGGAAUGGCCCUCAUGCAAGCAACCGAAGACUCUUUCUUUUCGAGCAAGGGACGACGACAUUUUCAAGACGGUUAACUCGGUUUUUUUCGAUCCCUCUAAUGGGGUUGAAACAACGGAGUCUUGGUUCACGAAUUCCUCAGAGUGUGCUAGCUUUUCGACUGAGUCCGAGGAGAAUUCAGGAGGAGGGGAUCAAUCAGUGGAGAUGAUUAUUCGCGGGGCGAGAUCAGAAAGCAGCAGGUUGUUGUUCAAGCCUGCGGGAGACACAAGUUCGAUCUUAGCCGAGGCGAAAAUAACGAAUAAAGAAGUUUUGCCAUUCGAAGGAAGUGUUGUCUUGGCAAUGGAAUCAGAUGAUCCUUACUUGGAUUUCAAAGAAUCAAUGCAAGAAAUGGUGGAGACUCAUGGAUUGAAGGACUGGGAAUGCUUAGAGGAAUUGUUGGAAUGGUAUUUGAGGAUGAAUGGAGAAAUUAAUCAUGGGCUUAUAGUUGGUGCUUUUGUGGAUUUGCUCAUUGAAAUUGCUUCUUCUUCGUCAACAUUGCCUACUUCUGAUUCGACGUCGUAUUCUUCUGCUGCUUCUGAUUUUUCUUCUCCUCCUUCUCCUGUGUCUCCAGUACUAGGUCAAAUAGCAGUUCACGAGGAAGAUGGUACCAUCAAUGUACAAUCUUAG
Fraxinus pennsylvanica is the source of this 717-nucleotide messenger RNA. The record is from the annotation of a GenBank genome assembly. NCBI's taxonomy places the organism in Eukaryota, Viridiplantae, Streptophyta, Magnoliopsida, Lamiales, Oleaceae.